Molecule: messenger RNA, 2026 nt
Organism: Vigna umbellata (rice bean)
Lineage: Eukaryota; Viridiplantae; Streptophyta; Magnoliopsida; Fabales; Fabaceae
Product: putative UPF0481 protein At3g02645
Source: RefSeq, a predicted model, not a curated record
AGAAGGAAAUAUCAGAGAUUUGCAAAACGUAAACCAUGUGGGUGUCGGAGAAAGCAGAAAACACCACAGACAACGUGGAAGUGGUAAUAAAUGUGGAGAAAGAAGAUGAAGUGUGUGUGUGCCGUGUCCCGAAAUCCUUGAUAAGCGGCCACCCAGAAGCUUUCAGCCCUCACUUUGUGGGGCUUGGACCCUACCACCGUACCCGCUUUGAGCUCACCAUGACAGACGAGCUCAAGUUAGCUGCAGCAAGAAGGAUCAUGAACCACGCCUUCGAAAUCCACCUCUCCGAUGUUGAACCUUUCUACCACCAAGAUACCUUAAAGUCCUAUGCCCACGAGAAAGACAUGCUCCUCAAGGGUAUCACCAUCGAUGGCUUAUUCUUGCUGGCUUUGCUCAACAGGAGUCUCGAUGCCCAACCUCAGCAGCACACUUACUUCUUGACGGGAAAACGUGGCAUGCCCCUCGUCAACGCUUUUGGUGUAGAGUUGACCAUCGACGCUGUCAGCAGGGACGUUUUCAUGCUCGAGAACCAAAUUCCCACCCGUGUUCUUCAUCAAAUCGACCAAGUCACCACCCCACACGGAAUUCAAUCACACGAUUUGGGUGCAAAAAUGUUACGUUUCUGUAAAAAGUACUGUCCACUCGCCAAGCCUGAAAGUCUCUCCAAAAACGCAGAAGAGCAUUCUCAUUUGUUGGAUCUCAUGUACCAUUUGGUAGCACCUAUGGCCCCCCAGACUGCAAUACCUAACCCUGAGGUUGACAACGAGGUUGACCCUGAGGUUGGCCCCCACCCUAAGCCAGAUACAGCGACGACUGAGAAGCCUGAACCUGUGGCAGUGAUGACUGACAAGCCACCCGAGUCAGUGGUAGUGAAAGCUGAGAAGCCCGACAUGAGAAGCAGUAAGACAGAGAGAAAGGGAUGCUGUUUCAUGUUCCGUUCCAUAUGCUUUACGAUACUAAUCUUUUUUAUGAUCAUAGGCUUAAUUUUGUGGUAUUUGCUUCUUUUGAUAUGGCGAAUAGUUAUUGGUGUGUUACUUAUUCCUUAUCGUAUUCUAGCUGGUAUUGUUAAAACAGUGGUAAUAGUAUCUGUGAUGUUUUUCUCUUCCUUUCUCCCCGUGAGUGAGGACAUGGCAACAGUAAUUGGUCGCAUGAAGGCACCAAAAUCAAAACAACCUGAAGAAGGAAAAGUUUCAACGUUGGGCAACAUCUUACCUAAGAAAUGGGUUGAUAGAAUUCGGCGGUACUUAUUUGGGGACGAGGAUGAACGCCCCGCUGUUACAAUCCAAUCCGUGACUGAACUGGAUGGUGCUGGGUUUCACUUCAAACCCGCGAACAGCAUCAAAGACAUUAGAUUCGAGGCUAGAAAGAAGGAAUUGUUUUUGCCUGUUAUAAAAUUAGAUGAGAACUCAGAGGUGAUAAUGAGAAACCUGGUGGCCUACGAGUCAUUGACUAGAUCCACCUACUUAAUCUUCACUAGGUACAUUGAGAUUAUGAGAGCUAUCAUAGACACUCCUGAGGAUGUGAAUCUGUUGGUGAAGAACGAAAUCAUUGUGACUAAGCUGAAUGAUAAAGUGGUGGCAGACCUUUUCAAUGGGAUGAGUACAUCCAUUAGGCCUACCGAAACUCCUGAACUGGAAGAAGUGAUGAAGAAAGUCAAAAGGAGGUUUGAAGAUAGCCAGUGGCUACACAAGCUGGUGAAAUACGUGUCUUCUUCUUGGAAAAUCCUGACAGCUAUUGCGGCUUUUUCUUUCUUUGUUCUGAACACCGUGCAAACCUUUUGCUCUGUUUAUGACUGCGCUUCUUAUUUCUCCUCAAAUUUGGGUAAACUUCCAGCAGUUUCGGAUAAUGGUUUAAUAAGUUAUAUUUAAGGCUAUCAUUGUAUUUCGUAAUUGUACUUGGUUGUUUAUGUACUUGAGUACCGUGUUUGAGUAUGUCUUCGGUUUCCUUCGUUGUGCCUUCCAUUUCUCUACUUAUGGUUUGGAUCCAUUGUUUUGCUGUGGUUCCUUACCUUGGUAGAAGUUCUUCA